AUGUGCUUCUGCCCUAGCAGAGGAGCUCUUCGACUUGCAGCAGUUGGUGCCCCCCGGUGGGUGCCAGUGUGUUCUGAACACCGGCUCCGGCGCAGCAUUCUUGCUCCAUGCCCAAUUUCUCCCUACUUCAAGCCCUCUGGCUGCAAAGAAUUUGGAAGCAGACAUUCUGGGGAAAGUGGCUGUGACUGCAGCUCAACUUCGGCAGCUCGGAUUGUCCGAGUCCAGCCCCGAGCUGCUGCUGUUGCUGCCGCGUUGUGGUGCUGCCGGCGUCUGUUCUCACGAGGUUUGCCGCUGAGCUGCGACCGCCGCCGUGGCCGGAUCCCCUGUGCGGACAGUGAGAGUGUCUUGUGGGACGUGCCCGCCACAGCCUGCGCAGCCACUGGGGUGUGCUGGAAGGAUUUGCGAGGCUGUGCACUCCCUCUUUCCGGGAGUUUUCCGCUACAGAUAAGGCACCACCGUCUUCCUGUGGUCUCCACCUUUACAGCCGCCAGGGCUGUGGGCGAGAAGCUGACGUCAGCCUUGCUGUGGCCCUCCUGGGGGACGCCAAUGCAGGUAACGCUCGGCUGCUGCGCGUCCGCGGGGCUGGGCAGAGUACACAAGAUGGACCGUUUCUCCUCUGGGGCACCGUGCAGACGGACACUGUCUACGGUGAAGCCGGAUUCUUUCUGUGGAUUCUGAUCACAGCUCCCAUCUCGCUUCCCAUCACCCGUUCUCCAGCCUGCAGUUCAUGAUGUUUUUCCAGAAACCCACCGAUCCCAUCAGACAUUUGAAAGUCGCACCAGUUUUGAGUCGCCGCUGGGACGAAGCGCAAAGCCGACUGGAGGUUUACAGGCCCUGCACUGCGCAGGCGCUGCCUCGGGCCUGUCUGCCGCCCCUUCUGUGUGUUCUGCGUCAUACCUCCUGUGCCUCCUGCCGCCUCCAAAAGUGCUACUUUUUCUGGAAAUCUUUCCUUCAGCAAAUUUUCGCCUUUACUAUAUGGCCAGG
Messenger RNA from Chinchilla lanigera (long-tailed chinchilla), 984 nucleotides. RefSeq lists its product as uncharacterized. The transcript is spliced from 2 exons. The coding region runs from base 1 to 678 and encodes 225 amino acids. The record is from RefSeq and is a predicted model, not a curated record. NCBI's taxonomy places the organism in Eukaryota, Metazoa, Chordata, Mammalia, Rodentia, Chinchillidae.